AUGAUCACCAUGCGCCGUUUCGCCCGCUCGGCCACGGCUACUCCCGUUCAGCGGGUGUUGAAAAAGCACGUGGUGGACUACGUCAUCCACGAGGGUCCAUUCAUCAACGCCGAGGAAGAGCAAAAGGCCAUGCAGAAAGCCAUGGACGCCAUCACAAGUUUAUGCAGACACAGGGUCCUAUACUGGUGCGUCGUUGGGUUCGACCAGGAAGGCGACAACCUCAUCAUGCGCGUCUUCAGCUCUGGGCUCGAGUGGUGGCCCCGAGUCUUGGGUUUACCCGAGGAGAGAAGUUCCAGUGAAUACGAGGGCACGCAGAACGGUGCCCAGCAAGAAGUCAGUCGCUUCCGUUGCGGCCACUUCUUCGUGCGAGGACCGAAGCGGCCGGCGGAAACAGACGUGGCCAUCUUGUGA
Molecule: messenger RNA, 411 nt
Organism: Purpureocillium takamizusanense
Lineage: Eukaryota; Fungi; Ascomycota; Sordariomycetes; Hypocreales; Ophiocordycipitaceae
Exons: 1
Coding region: 1-411 (136 amino acids)
Source: RefSeq, a predicted model, not a curated record